CAAUAUGAAGCAAAAUAUGAAGCAAUAUGAAGCAAAAUAUAAUGUUAAAUAUAAUGUGAAAUAUAAUGUGAAAUAUGAAAUGAAAUAUGAAGCGAAAUAUGAAGUGAAAUAUGAAGUGAAAUAUGAAGUGAAAUAUGAAGUGAAAUAUGAAGUGAAAUGGAAAGCAAAAAUAAAACGGAGUAUGAAGCGAAUUAUAAAGCAAUGUAAAAAGUGA
Messenger RNA from Dentiscutata heterogama, 214 nucleotides. Lineage: Eukaryota; Fungi; Glomeromycota; Glomeromycetes; Diversisporales; Gigasporaceae. The record is from the annotation of a GenBank genome assembly.